Clupea harengus (Atlantic herring) is the source of this 1218-nucleotide messenger RNA. RefSeq names its product ribosomal protein S19 binding protein 1 (gene rps19bp1). The record is from RefSeq and is a predicted model, not a curated record. Gene Ontology annotation, molecular function: enzyme binding. Gene Ontology annotation, cellular component: nucleolus. Lineage: Eukaryota; Metazoa; Chordata; Actinopteri; Clupeiformes; Clupeidae.
UUGGUGUCACAUCACAUGUUGAUGGAAUCAGUAGGCUGGAGGCAGCUAACGCUAUUUCAUCUGAAUCACAUAUGACCUAUUUGGGGCUUACCUUUAAACUUAUAAUUUAAGAUAAUUCAUACACAAUGUCAGCGUCAAUGGUACGGAGAGGACUGGAGCUACUAAGCGAAGACUUAAAAGUUGCUAACAGCGGGCCAAAACCCAAGAAGAGAAAAGUAGUAAAGUCUGCGAAAGAUCUGAUCAGCUCUAACAAGCAAGGAGUGAGGAAGCAGCUCAAACGACUGCAGGGCCACCGGGGAUCAGCUAAGAGCAAGGCCACAGUGAAAGACAAGCACGUCAAGUCUUCUAUCGAGGAGUAUAGGAAGAAACAGACCAAAAGCCAGCUCAGCUCCAACCUGCAGUACUUUCUUGGAACAAGCUCAAGCACAAAUCAGAGUACAACCCAGAAGAUCAUCAAUCAGAAUUCUGGUCGACAGUCGAGAUUUCAACCAGACCAACCAGUUGACAAGCCAACAGAAGAGAAAUCGUUCUUCACAGAGGAUCAAUUCCUGGAAUUCCAGAAGGAAUACUUCGGUCAAAUCGUGGAGGGUAAAAACUGAGAACAGACUCUGGAAGCUCAUGAACAUCCGAUGUGAAACCUCCACCUCUCAUAGGGCUCCCCCGGCAUGGGAAUUGUUUGUUGACGACAGCGUGGGUGUCAAGUCAUGGAACCACGUUGCUCAAAGUGUAAUGACCAUAUUUCUUGAGUUGUUGUUUUUGGCUUUCCUGAAAAACAGGAAUGUCAUGUUGCAGUCACUGAUGGACUUGGAAGAUGGAGCUGCCUGGAGGGAUGCGGUGAAAACAAACUGUGUGAAUUCACAAACGGCACAGACAAUUGCUGAACCUGUAUGAGUGCUUUCAUUAUUGUAUGAGUGCUUUCAUUAUUGUAUGAGUGCUUUCAUUAUUGUAUAAGCUUAUUUUAAUUUCAAUUAUAAUUUCAGUGUCCUCAUGGCUGGCAAACGUUUUUGUUGUAUUUGUUUUCAGAACAUGUUGUCACCAUGUGGCUUUUGAUCUUUAGUUUUUCUAUUAUAACAGAAUUAAAAUGGUUGUAAUGACUCCUUAUUUCCUAUUGAUUUCUUGAUAUUUGCUUGGAAGAAGGGAAUGUGACAGGAUCUUGACCUGUUUGUCUCUUUAGUUGGCAGAGAACUAAAUAAUUAAUAAAAAAGGUCACAAUCGAAA